AUGGUUAGACUGUCGUCUUUGCUCGUGGCCGGCCUCAGCGUCGUGCCGGGCCGUGUCCUGGGAGCGCUGGAAGUCGACUUCGAAUCCCUAGGCAUGUUCGCCUACUCCAUCAAGGCCGCGGCAAAGUUGAAGGUCGAAGAUCUGCUGGCCGUCUACCGUGGUGAUGAGCCUGGAAUGAUACCGGGAAUUCUGCCAGGCCCGCCACCGGCAGACGAUUACUACUGGUGGAUUGGCGGAGCGCUGUGGGGCACGUUGAUGGACUACCGCUAUUUGACAAAAGACACGGCUUAUGAUGCCACCAUAAUGCAGGCCAUGACAUGGCAGGUUGGCGAGCUGAAGGACUAUAUGCCGAGCAACUGGAGCGCCUCGAUGGGCAAUGACGACCAAGCCUUCUGGGCGCUGGCAGCCCUCACCGCCGCUGAAACAGGCUUUGCCGACCCGCCUGAGGAGAUGAAGCUGGACUGGUUGGCCUUGGCUCAGGCCGUUUUCAACGAACAGACGAACAAGGACCGGCGCAUCAACUACGGCAACUGCAAUGGCCUCCUCCGUUGGCAAGCCAUAAAUCUCAACAAUGGUUGGGACUACAUCAACACCAUUCCCAAUACGUGCUACUUCAAUAUCGGUGCUCGCCUGGCCCGCUAUUUUGACAACAGUACUCUUGCCGACAAGGUCGGGGAAACAUGGGAUCUUCUAGUCGGGGUGAAGUACAUCGACGACGAAGGGAAUGUGUACGAUGGGGCCCAUGAGGGUGACGAUUGCACCGUCAUCAAUAGGGCCCAGUUCUCCUACAAUCCGGCCCUUCUUAUACAGGGACUGGCCCACCUUUAUAACAUGUCCGACGGGGAUCAGAAGUGGGGGAGCAAGCUCGACCAUAUCCUUCCCCGUACUCUCGAAUUCUUCUUCCCCAAUGGCACCGCAUACGAGUGGUCCUGCGAGAGGGAAGGUAGCUGCACGACGGAUAUGCUGUCCUUUAAAGGCUUCCUGCAUCGCUGGCUCGCUAAUACCGCCUAUCUGGCCCCCAAAUACGCAGACAAGAUCAUGCCCCUGCUGAAGAGUUCUGCCAAGUCUGCCGUCUCACAAUGCACAGCUGGCGCGAACGGACGGGCUUGUGGAUUCAGGUGGACAAGCGGGGUGUACGAUGGCAAAACUGGCGCCUGCCAGGAUAUGAGCGUGCUCGGUGCCUUACUCAGCUUGCUUCCUACCCCAGGCACCGGCGUCCUUACAAGUAACUCCGGGGGUACCAGCAAAGGUGACCCGAACGCUGGUUCCGAUUUGUCCGAGCAUAUACCUGCGUUGCCAUCGAUAACGACCGGUGAUCGAGCCGGUGCUGGUAUUAUCACGUUGAUUGUUCUCGCGGCUGGGUUAGGAGUGUAUUCGUGGAUAGGCCUAUAG
Messenger RNA from Neoarthrinium moseri, 1392 nucleotides. RefSeq lists its product as uncharacterized. Gene Ontology annotation, biological process: fungal-type cell wall biogenesis; carbohydrate catabolic process. The transcript has 4 exons. The record is from RefSeq and is a predicted model, not a curated record. The coding region runs from base 1 to 1392 and encodes 463 amino acids. Gene Ontology annotation, molecular function: mannan endo-1,6-alpha-mannosidase activity. NCBI's taxonomy places the organism in Eukaryota, Fungi, Ascomycota, Sordariomycetes, Amphisphaeriales, Apiosporaceae.